ACCUAAUCAGCCAAAGACGGUCGAAAGAAGCGUUAAGUUUCAUACCAACUGUUGAAGUGUACACACCUAGUUUGUGAAAUUGUAUGAGCAAUUGCUAUUCAAGUGUUACUAAGGACUGAAUUCUUGAAAUGAUUGUCAAUUUCUCAAUUUUUCGUGUGCAAGUAAAACUGUAGUUCUGUGUAAACAUGGAAAAACAAUGCGUGAUAUGAAUGAUUGACGAAUGAACCAGAAUUGAUGUGUGAAGAGAUACAGUACAAAACGAUCCAAUGGAAACAUGAGUCAGCUUUCAUCACGUUUUUUGAGGACCAAGUUCUUGCGGAAAUCUUACCGAGUCUAACAUCUUGAUUGUUUUAGGAAGCUACUCAUCUUUAUCAAAGCAACGAAAUAUGGCCCCUACCAAUAUCAGAAGAUCCCCCUUACAAGGCGCCGCUUACCACAUUCGAUUGACGAUGAUCAUUCUUUUCCGGGCAUUCGCAUUGCACCGCCAAGGAAAGUUGCCCCAAUUUGAGUUGAAGAUGGAGGUUCCAGAUGCAGGAAAGUUCGACGACCUGGUGUUUCGCUACACAUCGCCAUCGAUACCGGAAGGUACUGUCUACAUACAAGCUAAACAUAAAUAUCCAUCCGAAAAGCCAAGGAAAUCGAAAAAAAUACAUCCAAACCAUCCGUACACACCAACGCGAAAAGAGCGACCAGCCAUUACGGAAGGAACGCUGCUCACGAAAUGGAACUCCAAUGGGCCAUUUUCAAUUUCUAAGUACUUCAUUUCGUACCUGGAAGGAUAUGAAAGAUCGACCACAGGACAGCAGCGAGAUACUUUCCUUUUGCGACGCCAUAGGAGCAACGUGUUACAGCUUCAGCCCUGAGGAACAAUUUCAUGCUCUGACUGAUGCAUUACGGCAAGCAAGUAUAGAAAAGCUAGGACAGAUGCUCGUACUACAUGUUCGUUACAACACAGAAAUUAAAUCCAAUUAUUCUUCGUUAAACGUAUUCGUCGAUCUGAUUUCUGUGUGUGUCGAGGAACUAGAAGAAGGCAAAGGGAAGUUUAAACUAAGCCAACGAUUACUAACUGCAUAUGAGUCAUCAAUCUUGGGGAAGUUGCGAGCUGUUCUUAAGAGUGAAUAUGAUAGGCUUAUAAAAGCGAAGCAGUGUGACAAUAGUUGUGUUAGCUGGGAAGAGAUGCAAUUCAUGAUCGAUAAGUCCUUCUUUCAAACCAAGGGUCCUCCGACUUCCACGCACGACGAAUCAUUUUUCUACGAUCAGGUGAAUCGUGUUAUACAGAGAUUUUAUAAAGAGUUUAUGCUUGUUUGUGGAUCCUUGAACGGGGACCAGCUACACAACAGUGUUCUAGAAAUAAUGCCACACUGGGUCGACGAUAGAAAGACAGCGCAUAACAUUAUGUUCAUGCGACUGUUUGAUUCGAUGAGCUUGUCCCAGCCUAUUGCUAUGGAUUUGAACUAUUUGAAACAACAAUUUAUCAGUAUGAAAGUGAAUUAUAACUUUUCUAGAUUCCAAAUUGAAUCACAGUGUGACCUUAGUCAAUGGCAAUAUAUGUAUCGAUACAUUGUGGUUCGACCAGAUCGACUUCAACACACUGAACUGUACAAGUUUCUCAGCGAUGAGUCCGCUUAUGAACGUUACCAAUAUUAUACCACAUUGGAUAUCGUAGUGUAUUCCCUUAUUGCAUCUCAGACCGUUGCAUUGCUUCAAUGUAAUGCACUAUUCAUACACUAUGCAGCGAGUGAUUUUGAGGAAGAUAUACGUGAUGUACUCCGUGGAUUAUUUGAGUUCUUUGCAGAAGUAGAUAAAAUCUCUUACACCAUUAUAAUGACUAUUGAUCGGUCGAAGAAAUCGAUAUUGCCAGAAGUUCAAAGAUAUGCCAAAGAAUAUAAGAUAAAGUUUAUAGUAAUCGAAGAAGUACUAAAAGCACGCUCAGAUGAAGAAUGUUUUUACGUACGUGAUCUAACCGAAAAGGCAAGACAAAAGCUGUACGCAAAAUAUUGCAAAACAACAUUAAAUCUUUUUGGAACCACGAUAUCACUGAGUGGAAUUGUAAAUGAUGAUGAUGGCUUAAGCUUCGUGUGUAAGUUCUUGUACAAUUAUUAUGAACUAGAUCACAUUGAAUAUAUUGAAUCGAAGGAACAGAACUUUGUAGCAAUCAAGCCAAGGUAUAUUUCACGAACCAUAGUUCCAUAUGUUGGAGAAAAUGCAAAAGAUUCAGAAAUCUGCAUUCAACUAAGCAUUCCUAUGAACGAGGGAAACGAUAUUCCUGGCAACUAUUGUGAUCCAAGCAUUCCACCACUGGACGACAAUCUUUCUCCUAAAGUAUGUUGUGUACUCUCCUCUAGCAACGUUCGAAUACCGUUGCCUGAAUAUGAUGCAAAAGAUAUCCUGCAUGAUGGAUACGUUCUGGAAGCUCUUCUGGCUUAUUCAGUUCACAAAGGAAACGUCCCCAUGCUCAGAUACAUUCAUCUCAAGACCAAUAUGACCAUCACCAACAGACUCAUUGCAAUGAUCAUGAGAUUACUUCCGAAAGGUACAAACGUUUGUCACAAGAAAUCGAUGCCUGCAUUCAUGUAUCUUCUCGACCAAACAACAGAUUUGAACAGUGUAGAUGAUGAGGGUCGAAAUCUGCUCCACAUGACUGCUCAAAAUGGUUGUUUCUUCAUGAUGCAUUGUUUGACUUCUAAGGGAUUUGACUCGGCUACAGUAAACGCAUCAAAUGGCUGGAAUGUGUUUAAUUACAUUGUUUUGAAUGAGGAAGAGAAUCGCUCUGGUAAAAUCAUGGAGUAUUUGUUGAAACAUUGCAACAUGAUUUGGUUUGAUUUGUUGGAUAACAUGCUACACAGGAACGACCGUGAGAUGGCUGACAACUACUCCAUUCAAAUUGCUGGAACUCAAGACACAACAAAUACGAUCCAGUUAACCAAAAACCAAUACGGCUUGCUGGCAUGGAUGUUUUUGCUUCACAAACAGAAUGCAGCCAAGGUGUUGAAUGAUUUAGAAAAACAGAAAGCUUUGGAAUGUAUGAAACUCAUAGUUGAGAGCAAUGAAAAGACUAUGUUCAUCAAAGAAGUUCGAAAUGACAUUCCUCAGUUUACUCAUCGAAUAUUUGCUGAGUACUUUGCGGCUUGUUGGAUGAACGAUAACAAGAACCGCAUGAGAAACGAGAGUUUCUUCCAUUCGUGGUCAUAUUGGAAUGCUCAACUGCAUCAAAUGCAUGACUUGUUCAAUCGAAUCGUUCUAACAAAAAGCAAAGAAAAUGAUCUUCACAUGGCUGUUGUAAAUCAAUCAGAUUAUCUAGUUGACGAGCUACUGACAAAUAAUCCAUCAGCUGCAUUGGUGAAAGAUGCUGUGGGUCGAUUGCCGCUUCACCUGGCAGUUACGUACCCAUCUUUGGAAAUAGUAAACUUGUUGCUCGAUAAGAUGUCUUUUAUGUCCAUUAACACAACAGACCAUCUGUUUGGAUGGAGUGGCUUGGAUUACGCAUUCGCCAAUCGAUACAAUAAUUCUUUCUAA
Messenger RNA from Anopheles coluzzii, 3516 nucleotides. RefSeq lists its product as uncharacterized. Gene Ontology annotation, molecular function: protein binding. The record is from RefSeq and is a predicted model, not a curated record. Bases 529 to 3516 code for a protein of 995 amino acids. The transcript is spliced from 7 exons. Lineage: Eukaryota; Metazoa; Arthropoda; Insecta; Diptera; Culicidae.